AUGAGUGGAAUUUUACGAAAUACAUUGCGUCUUGUUGGCACAGCAAAAUAUGCUCUAAAUAAUUCAACAAAAUAUCUACGAUCCAUGACACUCACAACUAAUCAUUUAAAAAAUUCAUUAUUGUCAUUUAAUCAAGCUAACCAAAUAUCAACUAAUUUUGGGAAAAUCAUACGGACCACUGGAAAGAAAAUAUUAUCAUUAUUUUCUAAUGAACAAAUAAGAAAAGCAGAUAUUGUUCAUCUUAAGGUAUUACUCAGUGAUGGUAAAGUAAGAUUAAUGACACGAGAAAGAGAGAAAAAUUUAAUUUUUCCUCCAAUAUUCAGCAUUGAACUUAACGAAGAAUCAAUUCAACCUAUAAGCAAUAAAAUUUCUCCUAAAGAAGAGUCAUUAUCAUACAGUUUAGGUAAAUGGAAUAUAUCACUUGAUGGUGAUGCAUUAACAUUUAAAAUAGAUGAUACUGAUGAAACGUUCAUUUUGAAACACGCAGUUUACGUUAAAGCUCACAUAAACCCACCUAAACCGUUAAAGAAUGGUAGAUGGAAGAUGGUUUCAGAAACAACUAUUUCUGACUGUGAAAUGGGUAGCGCUAAAAUAAUAUCCAAACAAGCUGGGUUGACAGAUAACGUACGGUCUUUCGCACCUAGGCAAACCGAGGCCUCUGCCGAAAUACUUAAAAGUUACGGAAAUCCAAUAUCCGAGGCACUAAUAGACACUAAAAGUCCCAGAAUAAUUGAUGAUAAACCAAAUGAUUUUGGAAGAAUGAAACUGAAAUUUCCAAUGACUGCGUCACUUGAAGGAGCUCCAAUAACAAUAAAAAUGAAAGAUACUGAUGAUACGUAA
Aphidius gifuensis is the source of this 840-nucleotide messenger RNA. RefSeq lists its product as uncharacterized. NCBI's taxonomy places the organism in Eukaryota, Metazoa, Arthropoda, Insecta, Hymenoptera, Braconidae. The record is from RefSeq and is a predicted model, not a curated record. Bases 1 to 840 code for a protein of 279 amino acids. The transcript is spliced from 6 exons.